AUGGAGAAAGAUUCCAAUACAGUCCAUCUGGAAAAGCCCCCCUUGGAUACAUACGACAAGAACUGGGCACAUGUCACCUCGGCCGGCCGCGAGGCCACCGCUCGCGAGCACGAGCUGAGCGUCGCGCAGGCGGUGAGAAUGUACUACAAAGCGGUCAUCUGGUCGAUCAUGAUAUCCAUGGUGAUCAUCAUGGAAGGCUACGAAAUCGUCCUGAUCGGGUCGCUGUUCGGACAGCCGGCCUUCCAGAAGAAAUACGGCAAACCGGCCCCCGACACGCCCACUGGCUACCAGGUUCCUGCUUCGUGGCAGGCUGGUCUCACGGCAGCGUCCAAUCAUCCCGUGGGGAGCGUUCGCUACGACGGCUCCGGCAUAUGCCUCCGAGGUCUGUCCGCUUACGCUGCGCGGCCAUCUGACCAUCUAUGUCGACCUCUUCUGGGCAAUCGGCCAGCUGAUCGCGGCUGGAGUUCUGGAGGGCGUAUCCGGCAUGACGACCGAGUGGGCGUACAAGAUUCCUUUUGCGGUUCAGUGGGUAUGGCCUCUUCCUCUUGCCAUAAUGAUUUGGCUGGCACCAGAGUCUCCGUGGUGGCUCGUCCGUUCUGGGGAUCUGGAGCAAGCAGAGCGUUCAUCAAGAGACUGUCGUCGGAUUCCAACGACAAUGCCAGACAGACGGUCGCGAUGAUGGUCCAUACUGUCCAGACGGAGCUCGAAAUGGAGUCCGGUGCGAGUUACUUCGACUGCUUCCGAGGAACUGACCUGCGUCGGACCGAGAUUGCAUGCACGACGUUUGCGGCGCAAUGUCUGUGUGAGCAGCUGGGUGGGAAUCCGACCUACUUCUUCGAACAAGCCGGAGUAGCGACCUCGCAGUCAUUCAAGAUGACGGUCGGCAGUCUGGGCCUUGCCUGUGUGGGCGUCUUCGUGUCGUUAUGGCUGAUUGGUUUUGUUGGACGGCGAAUGCUGUAUGUCGCCGGUCUGGGGGCCCUAUCCGUUCUUCAGAUCAUCGUAGGCAUCGUGUCUGCCUGCUCGAGCUCGAUAGCAAGCAACUUUGCCCAGGCUGGACUCAUUAUGUUCUGGCUCUUCGUUUUCUACAUCACCCUGGGGCCUAUCUGUUUCCCGAUCAUCUCCGAGAUCUCGUCGACCAGGCUGCGGGCGAAGACGGUCUGUCUGGCAAGAAACAGCUAUUAUAUCGCCUCCAAUGUGGCUGGGAUCAUCACGCCUUACAUGCUCAACCCGACUUCAGGGGAUCUGAAAGGCAAAACAGCCUUUUUCUGGGGAGGCUCUGCAGCAUUGUACUUCCUCUGGGCGUAUUUUCGCCUGCCCGAAACGAAGGACCGGACCUACGAGGAACUGGACCUUCUGUUCUCAUGGAAAGUGCCUGCUCGCAAGUUUGCUGGACACGAUGUGGAUGCAUACGAUUGCACUCGUGAGAGUUGA
Molecule: messenger RNA, 1431 nt
Organism: Rasamsonia emersonii CBS 393.64
Lineage: Eukaryota; Fungi; Ascomycota; Eurotiomycetes; Eurotiales; Trichocomaceae
Product: General alpha-glucoside permease
Exons: 2
Coding region: 1-1431 (476 amino acids)
Biological process (GO): carbohydrate transport; transmembrane transport
Cellular component (GO): membrane
Molecular function (GO): carbohydrate:proton symporter activity
Source: RefSeq, a predicted model, not a curated record